Messenger RNA from Nerophis lumbriciformis (worm pipefish), 5684 nucleotides. RefSeq names its product pleckstrin homology-like domain family B member 2. Gene Ontology annotation, biological process: regulation of microtubule cytoskeleton organization. The record is from RefSeq and is a predicted model, not a curated record. Gene Ontology annotation, cellular component: basal cortex. Lineage: Eukaryota; Metazoa; Chordata; Actinopteri; Syngnathiformes; Syngnathidae.
GGUGGGAAUGGUCUCCUGUCUGAUCCUUUGUCACAGGAGGACUUUGGGGUUUUCACUCCGUUGCCUCCUCCGUGCGGGGACAAGAGGAUUUCACGUCCGAGCCAGCUGGGAGGGACAGCAACUAUGUCAAUGCGACGCACAACUAAGCAAAGAACAAUUGAGUCUCGACUCCGACGGAAAUAAAGAACUGAGGUUCAACUCGAGGAGCAGGAUGCUUCCUCAACGAGCAGCAGUUAGAACGCUGGGUUACGGCUCAGACUGUGUGAAGAUGGAGCCCAGCUGCAGUGGCCCAGUAGGUGGGACCUUGCUCAGGGGUUCACGCUCCAAGGCGGAGCUUCAGGAGCUGAUGGAGACACUACAGCGUAGGAAGAGCGCCCUGGAAGCCAGUCUCAGGGCGGCGGAGUGCAGCCGCAAGUAUUUCAACAUGCCUUCCCCCGAUGGACCCCAGUCCAAACGGCCACUAUCCUUCCUCAGCAACACGGAGCACCAGCCAUCUUCUUCAAGAACCUUCUCCUAUAUGACCAGCAGCAGCAUGCCCCCAUCCCCUCGCCAGGGUGAGCGUCAGUUAAACUCUAAUGGCUUUCUACGUCACUCCCAUUCUCGCCACCAGUCACAGGACAGCCUGCUCCUCCCCACAGACGGAAGUUCUCACCUUUCCUCUUAUGGAGAACCGCUACCUCGAUCUCCAAGGGUCAAGAGUGGCACAGCUAGUGUGCCCUCAAGCCCUCGAAUGGGCCGCAGACUGUACUCGCAAAGUAAAGCCAUGAGUGAGUCCAGGCAGAGGAAAUACUCAACGGGUUCCCUCAACAAUCUGGGCAUGCACAGUCGUUCCCUACCACGCCUCCACAAUCCUGUUGAUCCUCCGAUUUUAUCUCUGCCGCCUCAUCUACACAGAGGAGGGCGCUCAACAAUGGCCCGACACAGUCUCUCCUCCCUUGAGCAACCUCCAGAUGUGACUGUACCAGCCAGCAUGCCUCAUACUCCCAGGAGAGCCAGCAUGGCCUCACUGAGUUCUUUAGGUGUUGAGAUAGAUGGUCCAAACUUAGAUGUGAGCUUUGGAGAGCGGAGGUUAUCAUUUGGAAAGGGAGGGCUGAGUCCAGGACAAAGGGUGGGCAGCAUCAGCUCCCUGAAUGGCAAAGAGGAGUUGAGAGACUAUCACCAACACCAGAGGGAUGAGAGACUCAGGGAACAAAAAGUGCAGAAACUGGAGAGCCAGCGUCUGGAGACCAUCAUGAACCUGUGCACUGAGUUUACAAAGGUGGAGCCUGCAGGUUCAGCAGUUUCGGACCUGCAAAAGAUCAAUAAGGAGUUGGAGAAGCUGCAGGUGUCAGACGAUGAGUCUGUAUUCUCAGACUCCCCUAGCAGCGCGGUUCCAGACAACUGCUUUGGCACCAAGGGCCGAGACUUGCUUCUCAGUGAUGAGCAGCAAGUCAGCAUUCGUCAGCAGAACAGCUACAGAGAGUUCCACUCACCAUCUCGAAGUAUGAACAGCAGCGCACCAUCACCCUCCAGCCACCAGAGAUCUAAGGUGUUGGAGAGCGCACAGCUGAAGCAGGAAGUAACGCAUAUUGAGGAGGAGAGAAUCCAGGUGGUGAACAACAUUGAAGAGCUGGAGCAGAAGAUUAAAGACCUGGAUAACCAGAUGGAGGAGUCAGUGAGAGAGAUGGAGGUGGAGUGUGCAUUGCUGGAAGGAGAGCAGGAGUCAGAGAUGACCCAGCUGCAAAAAGAAAAGGAGCUUCUGGACCAACUCAGGGAAAAGAUUCAUAGUUCUGAGAAAGUUAGCCACACUGAGAAGGCACAGGUGACAGAAGAGCAAACAAAAACUUUGGAGGAUUUGGAGUUCCAGGAGUUAGAGAAAGUAAUUGACCAAGAUGAAGAAAAGGAAAAUCAGAGUCAGUUACUCAGAGAGAUUGCUGACUGUCAACGUCUCGCUAUCACACGCAAGGAGAGACUUGCCACGCUGAAGAAACAGUCUUCGCAGAUUGCACUGCAGUCCCAGCAGGAGAGAGAGCACUUCCAGAGGGAAAAAAACAAUCUGCUCGUCAUGCUGCAGAAGGAAAGAGACAAGCUGGCGUCUUUGGAAGGAAAAUAUGCAGAAUUGUCUGAGAAGCAGAAAAGCAAUAACACGGCCAUCAAAGAGCAAAUACACGCCAUGAGGGAAAGGAGGAGGAGCGGCAAGGAAAACUCUGGACAUCCGAGUGACAACGGAACUCCUAAAAGGAGAGAGCAGAGCGUCGCUCUUCAUGGAAGAUCUUUGGGACGCACCCUUACGCCAAAGGCCCAUCUGCCUCUGUCUCAAAGCUCCAGCUGUGGCAGCGUCAUGCCGCAAAGUCUCAGCUUCGCCCCUCGAGACCUGAACACUCGCUGCCUGCCAAAAACAGGCAACAGCCACACGCACACUAAUGACGGCGUGCACGACAGACAGAGAAAAAGUGAGUUCUGCAACCGAUUGCUGUCAGAGCCCAACGUUUUCCUCGACUCCUUGUCCUACCCGGAUAACAGCCAGGCCUCCGACACGGUCAGCGUGGACAGCUCCGACAGCCUGGAGACCAGCUUCUCUGCAUGCUCACCUGAUAACAUCUCCAGUGCCAGUAUGUCCAACAUGGUCAAGCUUGAGGAGAUGGAGCGUUUACUCCGAGAGGCUCAGGUGGAAAAGCUACGACUGCUUGAGCACAGGGAGCGUGAGAUGGAGAUACGCAGGCACGCCCUGGAGGAGGAGCGACGAAGGAGGGAGGAACUGGAGAAACGUCUGCAGGAGGAGACCGCCAGGAGACAGAAACUUGUGGAGAGGGAAGUGAAGCUCAGGGAGAAACAAAGAUCUCAGUCCAGACUCCUGACACGUUACCUGCCUGUAAGGAAAGACGACUUCGACCUUCACGACCAUAUCGAGGUGGCGGGACACAAUCCGGAUGCUUGCUUCCAUUUGGCCGUCACGGACAAAACGUGCCGAGGCUUCCUUGUCAAGAUGGGGGGGAAAAUCAAAACCUGGAAGAAACGCUGGUUCGUGUUUGACCACAAUCGCAGGACUCUCACUUACUAUGCAGAUAAACAUGAAACCAAGAUGAAAGGAGUCAUUUACUUCCAGGCCAUAGAGGAGGUUUACUAUGACCAUUUAAAGAAUGCACACAAAAGUCCUAACCCCUCGCUGACCUUCAGUGUGAAGACUCACGAUCGCGUGUACUACAUGGUAGCCCCGUCCCCUGAGGCCAUGCGUAUCUGGAUGGAUGUCAUUGUGACGGGCGCAGAGGGACACAUGCACUUCAUGCUGUAACGCAGCCUAAAAGGUGUUUUGUGUGUGUAAGAUUUGCACGACUCCACAACAUUUUUUGGAACAAGUAUGUGAACAUUCGGACACUCAACCACUCUAUCAUGUAAUCAAGUAUAAAGAUCAUAAUGUACCAGUCUUAUCAUUAAGCUAUAAUUGCUGACGUACUAGAUCUACAUCCAUUUGUAAUGUCAAACAAGAAAAAAAAAAAAAAUCUACUGCACAGUCAUGGGCAGCACGGUGGCAGAGGGGUUAGUGCGUCUGCCUCACAAUACGAAGGUCCUGAGCAGUCCUGGGUUCAAUCCCGGGCUCGGGAUCUUUCUGUGUGGAGUUUGCAUGUUCUCCCCGUGACUGCGUGGGUUCCCUCCGGGCACUCCGGCUUCCUCCCACCUCCAAAAACAUGCACCUGGGGAUAGGUUGAUUGGCAACACUAAAUUGGCCCUAGUGUGUGAAUGUGAGUGUGAAUGUUGUCUGUCUAUCUGUGUUGGCCCUGUGAUGAGGUGGCGACUUGUCCAGGGUGUACCCCGCCUUCCGCCCGAUUGUAGCUGAGAUAGGCUCCAGCGCCCCCCGCGACCCCGAAGGGAUUAAGCGGUAGAAAAUGGAUGGAUGGAUGGAUGCACAGUCAUGGUUCAGGUCUACUACAAAAUAGUACAGCUGAAAACGGCAAAAAACAAACAAAAAUCGGAACAGCUAUGAAGACAAAUAAGUGUUGCCUAUGAUUAUUUCUCAGUAAGGAGUCAAAAGGCAGCGAGAAAACAGGGCACUACAGCAAAGUGGAGACUGUGGAGAAUACCGCAACAUCCAGUUAGCAUGUUUAUUUAGUCAUAUGAAUUUAAAUAAAAUCUGCUUGACCAAUGAGCAUCCAGAUGUGUAGGCAUAUGCUCGUAGGACAAGCUUUUGCCAACCGCCAUGUCACAGGCUACUAGAGCCAUGCAGAGGCGGUUCUGUGCAGUGGAAAAGGGGCAUUGUAAUUUUCAAAAACACGCACUUUCAUUCCAUAAGUGACAGUGGUGUAAAUCACUCCUUGUUCUCCAUAUCUUUACAUUUAAUCACUAAAAUCAUUAGUCAUGUUUCCUAAGCACCUAAGUCUGUUUUAUUUGAUCAGAGUGUCCUGGUGAUCUCUAAUCAACAACAUUGUCUUACUUUGUGUUUACAUAAAUGCACAUAUUGCCACAUGUUUUACAUUGAUUUUUUACACGCAACAGUGUGUUAUUGUUUACCUCUUUUAAACGCCAGCAUUUUAGGGAGGGAUUUUUUUUUGUGCCAAAAUUAGAUGAUUACAUAGACAAUUAAAUGUGAAAUGAUUUAAGAAAAUUGGAAGUUAAACAGUUUCACUAUUAAUUAAUUUGUAAAAUAUGAUAAAUAUUCAUAAUAAAACUAUUAUACAACUCUAUUAUAUGAUAUAUUAUCUCAUAAAUGUUUAUCAAUUUCAUGGCCAAUACAUCACUUAGACUUACCAUGCUUUUCAACCGAUCAGAUAAAUGACAGUUUCAUAAAAAUGCCAAGUCAUUGAAUAAUUAAAAAGGCCAUGAAAAAUACUUAUUAUGAAUUAAAUAACCUGGUCAUUAUAUUAAUAAUCAGUAAAUAGUUUCACUAUAAUUAUUUAGUGUAAUAUUUCACAAUUCAAUUAUUUGUUAGAUAUUAUAUUAUACUAAAAAUUAAUUCCAAUUUAAAAUAAAUGAUCUAAAAGUAAAUGUACUUAAUUUUGGUUGUUUCCAUAGCAUUUAUGAUUGCUGCUGCCAGUCUUAUCAGUAUAACAAAUUGCGCCCUCUAGCUGUAAUAGAGGCUGCUAACACGAUGUGAUAAGGUCACGUCAACAUUGCAGUAUUAUCUUUUCACCAGCAGAGGACCUCAGUGCGAGAUUUAUUGCACCAAAAUGACGUAAUGCUCUCAGUCAUCUCUCGCAGAGCAGUAUAGAAAUGUUUGUCAGUUUAAAUUUGAACAUCAGUAUGCUCCUGUAUAUGCGUUGUAUAUCACAAUUAUAUAUUUUUGUAUUGCACAAUACAUGGUUGACACGUUUUUUUUUUUAAUAUAUAUAUUUUGGGUUUAAAAAAAAAAGAAAAUAAAUACUUUUUAAUACAAAGGUUAUUUUGGUAUCUUGUAUUAUUUCUGUAGGCAUAAAUUGACGUUAAUAAUAUUUUUUGGAUUUAAGAUUAACUAAUCACUUUUCCAUGAAAAUUGGGAAUAAUAAAUAACAUUUAAUUUUUGUCAGUGAACCCCAUAACAUGUGAAUAACAUGAUGGCGUUAAGCAGCUCAGGUAUAAAUGCAAUGUGCCUAAGGAAUGCAUGCAUUCAUGUAAAUUUGCUACCCAGACGUGACUUGUGUGUACCGUAAUUGCUCCAGGCAAAACAAUAAUGUUCAGUAUCCAGUCAUUUACCCCAGAUACAAACACACAAUUAGAUCAAAUGUAUCCGCCAA